CAUAUUCUAUGCUAUGCAAAAAAUAAACAACCCUGUUAAUUCUAACCUAAAAAUCUGACAAGAUUUGAGAUUUGAACUCAUACAUAACUUAUAAAUAGAUAUAUAUUCAUCAAACAAAAUGGACAAAAUACUAUCAAAGAACAUCAAGACUGUUUCCAAAGCACUAUUAUAUGGAAAAUUUGCACCUCAAGAUUUGGUGAAAUCCACUUUAAAACAAAUAGAUAACACAAAAGAUUUCAAUGCAUUUAUAACUAUAACCGAUAAAAUAGCUAGAGAAUCUGCUGAGAAAUCAUCUAUUUUAUAUCAGAAUAAAAAAGCAAGAUCACAAUUGGAGGGAAUUCCUAUUGCCAUCAAAGAUAAUUUCUGCACCAAAGAUGUCAAAACAACAUGUGGUUCGAGAAUGUUAGAACAUUUUAUUCCGCCUUAUAAUGCUACUGUGUGUCAAAGAUUAUUCGAUGCUGGUGCAGUACUUGUUGGAAAAACUAAUUUGGAUGAAUUUGCCAUGGGAUCAGGAACAGUAGAUUCAAUAUUUGGUGUGACAAAAAAUUUAUGGGGUACUAGCUGCAACUCAACAGACUUUCAUAUAGCAGGAGGUAGUAGUGGUGGAAGUGCCGUAGCAGUUGCAUCAGGAAGCUGCUAUGGUGCUUUUGGAUCUGACACUGGUGGGUCAACACGAAACCCUGCUUCAUAUUGCGGAUUAGUAGGAUUAAAACCAACAUAUGGACUGAUUUCUAGAUUAGGGCUAAUUCCUUUGGUGAAUUCGAUGGAUGUCCCAGGAAUAUUAACAAGAACCGUUGAUGAUUGUGUGACUUUACUUAAUAUUACUGCUGGUCCAGAUCCCCAAGAUUCCACUUGUGUGUCAAAACCAUUUAAUAAAAUAAGAAUUCCACCUGCUGAGCAGCUAUCUAUCAAAAACUUGAAAAUUGGAGUACCUAAAGAAUACGCUUGUGAAUACCUGGAUGAUGAAGUCCUAGAAACCUGGAAGGAAGUUGCCUCACUCCUUGAGAAUGCAGGAGCAAUUGUUACAGAGGUUGAUAUGCCUCAUACUGAACUAAGCAUUGCAUGCUAUUCCAUCUUGAAUCAGUGUGAAGUAGCGAGCAAUAUGGCGAGAUAUGAUGGUGUUCAAUACGGUUAUCGAGAAAAUGAAGAAUCAUCUACUGAGAAAUUGUAUGCAAAAUCAAGAAGCACGGGUUUCAACUCUGUAGUUAAACAUAGAAUACUAACAGGAAAUUAUUUUCUUUUAACCAGAAACUAUGAGAAGUAUUUCAUGAAAGCUAUGAAGUUAAGAAGAUUGAUAGCAACAGAUUUUGACCAUGCUUUUGAGCAAGUUCAAAUGUUACUUACACCAACCACAUUGACCCCAGCACCUCUCUAUAGUGAUUUUAUAAAGAAAUCUAAUAGUGAACAAUGCAGUCAGCAAGACUACUGUACUCAACCAGCAAAUAUGGCGGGAAUACCAGCUGUAUCUAUACCAAUCAAAUUAUCUAGAAAAAAGCUUCCCAUUGGUCUACAAUUGUUAGGAAGAAAUUUCAGUGAACCGACAUUAUUAGCAUUAGGGAAAUUUAUUGAAAAUCAAGUGCUUUUUCCUCACUUCGUGGAGAAGAUAUGAGUGGUUUCUUGUACUCCAAAAACUUGUGCUCCCAAUGCAUGCCAACUAAAUCUAAUUAUAAAAGUUGAAUAUAAAUAUAUUCAUUUAAGUAUUCUCAUGCAUGAAAAAAGUACCGAUCGCAGGUAAAGAUAUUGUUUAUUAAUAAGUUUCUAAUAAAAUGUUGACAUGAAAUUAA
Molecule: messenger RNA, 1784 nt
Organism: Harmonia axyridis
Lineage: Eukaryota; Metazoa; Arthropoda; Insecta; Coleoptera; Coccinellidae
Gene: GatA
Product: glutamyl-tRNA(Gln) amidotransferase subunit A, mitochondrial
Exons: 7
Coding region: 119-1609 (496 amino acids)
Biological process (GO): mitochondrial translation; glutaminyl-tRNAGln biosynthesis via transamidation
Cellular component (GO): mitochondrion; glutamyl-tRNA(Gln) amidotransferase complex
Molecular function (GO): glutaminyl-tRNA synthase (glutamine-hydrolyzing) activity
Source: RefSeq, a predicted model, not a curated record